UUAAGUGAAAAAUAGACUUUAAAAAAUCGUGGAAUAAUAACCGUAUAUCAGAAAGCGGUAAUUUUGUCCGCUGAAGGUCGCUCAUCUCAUUUGGUUUUAAUACUGUUUUCUAAACCCGCUGCUGAAAAACAUAUAGCCAACUGAUUUUCAAAGAUCCAUCUCGUUUAGUUUAGCUGUUUUAAUUCAUGGCUUCAUUUGCGGUUCAUUAUUUCGUCAUUGGAUUGAUUUUAGCCAUUGUAGGCACAUUUUCUAUAAGCUACCUAAUUUCGACAUCAGAACAGCAUGUGUCUAUUAUCUUCCCAUAUAUAAGUGAUACUGGUGCUCUACCGCCUGAAAGCUGCGUAUUUGGUCAACUGCUCAAUAUAUGUUCUUUUCUUUCUUUCGUAUGUAUUUAUUGUUGGUAUCUACAUGAGCGCAAUGUAAUAUACGCCCUUGAAGGACCUAACUCUCAUAUUGUUUUUGCACGUAUUACUUGCAUCGUUGGCUUUCUAAGCGCACUGGGGAUGUCAAUUGUGGCUAAUUUCCAGGAAGCAUCUUUAAUAGUUGUUCAUUUAAUCGGUGCAGUGAUGACUUUCGGACUGGGCAUCGUAUUUUCAGCGUUAGUCACCUAUUCUACACGUAGACAUUUGGAAUACAAUUUCAGGAUAUAUGUAUUCCGUCUGUUUUUAACUAUUUGUGGUUUUCUCGCGAAUCUGGGAGUGUUCAUUUUUGGGCACUUAUCUGGAGGAAUGCACGGUCCAUUCCCUAGAAAAUGGGAUCCAUCUGAAGUGGGUUUCAAAUAUCAUGCAUUGAGUAGCUUUUGCGAAUGGUUAAUGUCCUUCACAUUCUUACUGUUUUUCGCUUCUAUGAUAUUUGAACUGAGGAACUAUGAGUUGGAGUCGGUUAAAAUAAGGCGUAUAGUUAUUGCGCAUGAAAACAAUGAACAAACACCUCUCCUCGCUUAAGCCAUCACUUUCUGUUCUUCUGUAACUAUAACUCAGUGAAUAAGAACAAAAUGCUUUAAUCCAUUUCAUUAGGAUUACAAUUUUUAUUUAACUUGAUACACGAUGUAAUCUAUUUCUUAAUGUUGAUUUUGUAAUUUUUUCUACUUUCAUCAAAAGAACGAAUUUAAUUCGGAAAAAUAUUAAGCCUUCUGUAUUUUGUUAGGCAAAAAAGAAAAUAAAACAACCACCGACACGUCAGAAUCUAAUUGCUCUUUGGAAAUUCCUCUUCCGAUUUAGCGAUAACUUAACUUCUAGGUCAAUUACAUGUUUUAGUAAUCAGUCUUGAAGCUCAAAGUUUGUAUAGACCAGUAAUACUAUCCAGCAAUCCGAACCGAAAUUUUUGACCUUUCUGAGAUUUAUUUAUUAUUUAUUUAUUUAUUUGAA
Schistosoma bovis is the source of this 1367-nucleotide messenger RNA. The record is from the annotation of a GenBank genome assembly. Lineage: Eukaryota; Metazoa; Platyhelminthes; Trematoda; Strigeidida; Schistosomatidae.